AUGGGCAGUGAGGGAACCAGCAAGGCAGGUGGGACAACACAGGUAGGAGACUGGAUUACUGGGUAGAUCACUGGGUAUGGUGACUCACUCUGUCAUUCUCUCAUAGGCCUCCUGUAGCUCAGUUGGUAGAGCAUGGCGCUUGCAACGCCAGGGUUGUGGGUUCGUUUCCCACGGGGGGCCAGUAUGAAAAAUGUAUGCACUCACUAACUGUAAGUCGAUCUGGAUAAGAGCCUCUGCUAAAUGACUAAAAUGUAAAUGUAAAAAAAUUAUCUCACUCUCCUCUCUCUCGCCCUCUCCCUCUGUCUCCCACCUCACUCUAUUCUCUCUCUCGCUCUCUCUGUCUACCCUCUGUCUCCCACCUCUCGCUCUCUGUCGGUCUUCCCACUCUCUCCUCUCCCUCUGUCUCCCACCUCACUCUCUUCUCUCCCUCUGUCUCCCUCCUCUCUCUCUCCCCCUCUCCCUCCCACCUCACUCUCUAUUUCUCUGGCUCCCACCUCACUCUCUCUGCUCCCUCUGUCUCCCACUUCACUCUCUCCUCUACCUCCCUCUGUCUCCCACCUCACUCUCUAUUUCUCUCUCCAGAUGAAGGACAGAUUCUGCCAACUGCAGGAUGUGUUGGAUGAGCCCGGAGGAGGAGGAUGCUAUACCAACGAGACCUUCACCACUGUGGACCUGGACGAUCUGUCUGCCCAUACGGGCUUUGACCAGGCAGCAGCGACCCCUGACCCCUGA
Messenger RNA from Coregonus sp. 'balchen', 732 nucleotides. The record is from the annotation of a GenBank genome assembly. NCBI's taxonomy places the organism in Eukaryota, Metazoa, Chordata, Actinopteri, Salmoniformes, Salmonidae.